AUGACUAGUCUCUCUCCCGAUGGGCGCAGUCCCGCCACGUUAGACCUCGCCAUGGUUGCUCGAGAGCUCCGGGCGGCCCGGGACGAGCCUCCCUCCUCCUCUCGAAAUUUCCCGAAGGAGUGGUAUGGAAUAUUUGCACGCAAGAACGGCUUUACCAAACCACUGAGCAAACUACAACUACUAUCAUGGAUCACCUUCACCGUUGAUGUCGUUCUCGGUGCCAUUAUAGCAGUGCCAAUCCUACUGAGUGAAUCACGCUGGUUUGGCUGGCUGAUCUCAACGCUGUGGUUGAUCAGCACUAUAUUCCUCAUCGGUUCCACGUACACAGCGACUCACUGUGACCCCGGUCGUAAAUCAAGACCCCUCGAGAGUACCCGCUUCUGCCUGUUCUGCAAGCGUAAUGUGAGCGCUGAUGCUAAACACUGUCGACAGUGUAACAAAUGCAUAGACGAUUUCGAUCACCACUGUGAGUGGCUCAACAACUGCGUUGGUCGUGAGAACUACACCGCCUUCAUUUUUGCCGCUACCUCAGCCUUUGUCUUCACAACACUUCUAGUCGCAUUUUCCGGUCUGGAAAUCAGCCGAUAUAUUGGUGAUGGUUCGGAGGCUACCGUUUAUCGUUGGAAACGGGUUUACAAUAGAGCUGAUGAUGAAACAUUAGUUGGUCUGUCACUAACCCUUUUACUGGUGAACUUACCUCUAACAUUGUGUACAUUACAGCUACUAGCAUUUCACGCGUUCUUGGCUUACAAAGGACUGACUACGUACGAAUACAUCGUGUAUAAAUUAAACGGAGAAGAGGCGGAGCGAAGCAGACCUCCACAAGGAAGGAGAGUUUGGAAUCGAUUCAAGUCAUUGCCGACUAUCAUGGACUGGUUCGUAUUCAUUGGUCGGUCGAAGAGAUCUUCUGGUGAAGCUCGAGAUGGUUCACCUCCGUUACAAGUUGACAUUGAAAGUUUGAGUUCGAGAAGUGACAGAGUUACGGUAUGA
Messenger RNA from Perkinsus marinus ATCC 50983, 990 nucleotides. Its product is annotated as zinc finger protein DHHC domain containing protein, putative. Gene Ontology annotation, molecular function: protein-cysteine S-palmitoyltransferase activity. Gene Ontology annotation, biological process: protein targeting to membrane; peptidyl-L-cysteine S-palmitoylation. NCBI's taxonomy places the organism in Eukaryota, Perkinsozoa, Perkinsida, Perkinsidae. The record is from RefSeq and is a predicted model, not a curated record. The transcript is spliced from 2 exons. Gene Ontology annotation, cellular component: endoplasmic reticulum; Golgi apparatus. Bases 1 to 990 code for a protein of 329 amino acids.